CGACUGGCACAGACAAUGAUUUUUGCCAUUGAAGAAAUAAACCAGAAUGCGAAACUCCUCCCGGGAAUCGCUCUCGGAUAUCAGAUCCACGAUGACUGCUCGUCCUCCGCGAUCGCCUCGAACGCUGCUCUUACUUUGAUCAACGGGGAAGAGGAAUCAGUUGAACACCUUGAAUGCAGAGGCUCUUCCAACGUCGCUGCCAUUGUUGGAUGCGAUAUGUCUACAAGCUCCAUUGUAACGGCAAGGAUAAUGGGAUCCUUUGGCAUUCCACUGGUUAGUUACUAUUCCACCUGCUCCUGCCUCAGCGAUAAGCGAGAAUACCCGACGUUUUUCAGAACCAUCCCCGGCGACCAAUACCAGUCUAAACUCCUUGCAGACCUAGUAAGAACAUUUGGCUGGACUUGGAUUGGAACUAUUAGAAGUAACACGGAUUAUGGUAAUUUCGGAAUGCAAGGAUUUGUGGAACAUGUGGAAAAGUUUGGAGUUUGCAUUGCCUACUCUGAGUCCUUUUACAGGACCGACCCGCCUGAAAAAAUCAGUAAAAUUGUCCAGGUGAUUAAGCAGGCGUCUACUAAAGUGGUAGUGGCUUUUGUCCAUGGUGGUGAUAUGCGAAUUUUGUUGAAUGAGAUUUGGCGACAAAAUGUAACCGGCAUACAAUGGAUUGGAAGUGAGGCGUGGGUUACAAGAAAUUUUCUUCCGGCUAAAGAAAGGGCGAUCUAUCUUACCGGGACAAUUGGUCCAGCUACCCGAAGGAUAGAGAUAAGUGACCUCAGAGAUUAUCUUCACAACGUUCAUCCUUCAAGUUUUAGUGGUAACAUGUUGGUGACAGAGUUUUGGGAGACUUUAUUCGCCUGUUCCUUUAUCACGGACAACGGCACACGACCAGGGAACUCGCCUGGUCACGUUCGGCAAUGCACUGGAAAUGAACAGAUGGAAGGGAUACAAAAUAGCUACCUGCCAGCGGUAAUGGACGGGACUUCGUACCACGUAUAUUCAGCGGUCUACUCCAUCGCUCAUGCACUCCACGACCUGUUAACCUGUGUAGAAGCAAAGACGGGAGAAACCGUAUAUUUUGAUGAAAAUGGUGAUCCAGUGCCAAGAUACGAUUUCGUGAACUUACAAACAAACUUAAAGGGGAGCGUCGACAUUGUAAACGUCGGAUAUUAUGACGGUUCGGCUCCGCCAGGUCACGAACUAAUGCUAAAUGUCAAGGAAAUCAGCUUUAGCACGUCUGGAAAUACGAUCCCUCGAGCUGUUUGCUCAGAACCAUGUCUUCCUGGAACAAGAAAAGUCGGCCGAAAAGGACAGCCUGUAUGUUGCUUUACCUGUGCAAAGUGUGCCGAUGGUGAGAUCAGCAAUGCCACUGAUUCCACGGAUUGCAUCAAGUGUCCUCUGGAAUACUGGAAUAAUCAGGCAAAAACAGAAUGUGUUCUCAAGAGGGUUGAGUUUCUUUCAUUUGGAGGCAUUCUUGGGGUUAUAUUAGUAACACUUGAUCUAAUCGGAGUAUGUUUUACUUUGGGAGCCGCUGCCAUUUUCUACCGGUAUCGAGAAACUGCCAUGGUCAAAGCGAAUAACUCUGAACUGAGCUUUCUGCUUCUUUUAGCUCUGCUGCUUUGCUUCAUUUGCUCUCUGACUUUCAUUGGAGAACCCUCCAUCUGGUCUUGCAUGUUGCGCCGCACCACUUUCGGAAUUCUGUUUGUUCUCUGCAUUUCCUGCAUCUUGGGCAAAACUGUCCUUGUCGUGAUUGCUUUUAAAGCAAAUCAACCUAAUAGUAGUGUUAUGAACUGGUUCGGACCUGUGCAGCAACGUCUGGGCGUCUUCCUUCUUACGAUUUUGCAAGUGUUAGUUUGUGUUGUCUGGUUAAGUGUGUCACCUCCCUACCCCCUUAAAAACAUGAGCCAUUACAGAGACAUCAUUAUUCUGGAAUGUAAUGUCGGCUCCUUGACAGCUUUUUACUUGGUCUCAGUUUAUAUUGCUUUGUUGUCCAUUGUGUGUUUAGUACUCGCAUUCCUUGCCCGGAAACUCCCAGAUAGUUUCAACGACGCCAAGUACAUCACCUUCAGCAUGCUGAUCUUUUGCGCUGUAUGGAUAACUUUUAUUCCAGCUUAUGUGAGCUCUCCUGGAAAGUACACCGUAGCUGUUGAAGUGUUCGCCAUUUGGGCAUCAUGCUUCGGUAUGCUAGCUUGCAUUUUUGCCCCGAAAUGCUAUAUCAUUUUAUUCAAACCGGAGAUUAAUACAAAGAAACAUUUGAUGUCCAAAGGGACUUCACUUUAA
Molecule: messenger RNA, 2274 nt
Organism: Hypanus sabinus (Atlantic stingray)
Lineage: Eukaryota; Metazoa; Chordata; Chondrichthyes; Myliobatiformes; Dasyatidae
Product: extracellular calcium-sensing receptor-like
Exons: 5
Coding region: 16-2274 (752 amino acids)
Biological process (GO): G protein-coupled receptor signaling pathway
Cellular component (GO): membrane
Molecular function (GO): G protein-coupled receptor activity
Source: RefSeq, a predicted model, not a curated record